This is a messenger RNA of Lepidothrix coronata (blue-crowned manakin), 2097 nucleotides long. It is a transcript of the gene SSTR5, whose product is annotated as somatostatin receptor 5. NCBI's taxonomy places the organism in Eukaryota, Metazoa, Chordata, Aves, Passeriformes, Pipridae. Gene Ontology annotation, molecular function: somatostatin receptor activity; neuropeptide binding. The record is from RefSeq and is a predicted model, not a curated record. The transcript has 2 exons. Gene Ontology annotation, cellular component: neuron projection; membrane. Gene Ontology annotation, biological process: cellular response to glucocorticoid stimulus; neuropeptide signaling pathway; regulation of insulin secretion. The coding region runs from base 161 to 1273 and encodes 370 amino acids.
GGGGCUCCGGCCCCUCCCGGGAGCAGAGCGGAGCCCGCACCGGGCCGGGGGGGCUGCGACCCCCGGGCUGCGGGGUCGGGGCAGAGCGGCGGGAGCGGCAGAGCCAGGAACAAGAUGCCCAUGAAGUUUAACCUCCUUUAGCCUUAAAAACUAAAAAGUUAUGGAUCCUUUGUACUUUUCCAACGCGUUCGGUGCCGAGGGCGGUUCCGGCGGCGGGAAUUCCUCCCUGCUGACGAACACGACGGAGAACGGGACCCUCCCGGAGCAGCCCCCCUUCAAGUACGUCCACAAAGUGCUCAUCCCCAUCUGCUACCUCCUGGUGUGCGCCGUGGGGCUCAGCGGGAACACGCUGGUCAUCUACGUGGUGCUGCGUCACGCCAAGAUGAAAACCGUCACCAACAUCUACAUCCUCAACCUGGCCGUGGCCGACGUGCUCUUCAUGCUGGGCCUGCCCUUCCUGGCCACCCAGAACGCCAUCUCCUACUGGCCCUUUGGCUCCUUCCUCUGCAGGCUGGUCAUGACCGUGGACGGCAUCAACCAGUUCACGAGCAUCUUCUGCCUGACGGUGAUGAGCAUGGACCGGUACCUGGCCGUGGUUCAUCCCAUCAAAUCCACCAAGUGGAGGCGGCCCAGGGUGGCCAAGCUCAUCAGCGUGACCGUGUGGACAUUCUCCUUCUUGGUGGUGCUUCCAGUCAUCAUCUUCUCGGACGUGCAGGAGGACUUUCAGACCUGCAACAUGAACUGGCCGGAGCCCGUCAACAUCUGGUCGGCGGCUUUCAUCGUCUACACCUCGGUCCUGGGCUUCUUUGGGCCUCUGCUGGUGAUCUGCCUCUGCUAUUUGCUGAUUGUCAUCAAGGUCAAGUCGUCAGGGGUCCGGGUGGGGUCUACGAGGCGCAGGAGAUCGGAGAGGAAGGUGACCAGGAUGGUGGUGAUCAUCGUGGUGGUCUUCGUGCUCUGCUGGCUCCCCUUUUACACCAUGAACAUCGUCAACUUGAUAUUCAUCCUGCCAGCAGACCCCGUGCUGGAGGGCUUGUACUUCUUUGUGGUGGUGCUGUCCUAUGCAAACAGCUGUGCCAACCCCAUCCUUUACGGGUUCCUCUCUGACAACUUCAAGCAGAGCUUUCAGAAAGUCCUUUGCCUGCGGAAGGGCAACGGCGUGGAGGACGGGGAGCCCGUGGAACACAGGCAGGAGAACAGCAGCCGCCUGCAGGAGUCCAUGCUGACCCAGAGGAACGUGGAGUUCAACGGCCACAUGCAGACCAGCAAGGUCUGAGGGCGUGGGUUGGGGCUGCAAAGGGCUGGUGGAGCUGGAGAACUUGGGGGGCCUCGAGGAGAGAUGAAUUCGUGGCAAAGGUGAAAGGUGGAGACCCACAGGCUCCAGUAAAUGUACAUAGAGGUGGCUUCACUCCCCUCCCUUCCCCAGCUCGGAGUGGUAGGGGCCGUGCUGGGCUGUGGCCAAGCUCUCGUGGUGACCUGGGUCAUGUGGGACCACUUUGGGUCCUCUGGAGAUUUCCAGGCUUUGUACUGCCCUAGUGAUGCAAAACCACACAAAAUCAGUUUUAACCACCUUGUUAAGCUGGGCUUGUGGCUGCUCUGCACUGUUGGGAGCAGCUCAAAGCAGAAAACAGCUCAGACAGUGUCUCUGAGAUCCUUCAAGGGGAUCUCUUACGAGAAAAAUGCUGUUUCUUAAGAGUUUCAUACCCAAAAGGCCCCAGCACUGACCUCAGAGCUGUGCAUGAGCCAUGGUUGGAACCUGCUGGGUGCUCCUCCUGCAUUGGUUUGCUGUCAUGAACCCACCUAAGGGAUUCAUGGUGCCCAGGAAUCCUUCAAACACACCAAGAAUGAGGAAAAAAACCCCAUGAUUAGGAAGACCUAAAUCCUAAACAGGUCUAAAUCCUAAAGAAUUCAGUGUAUUCAUGAUGUUCUCACAUUCUAACCCAAAGUGCAUAGAAAACGUGAUGUGACCACUCUGUUGUUCUGUCAGUGCUGAUCAUUGUGAAGUCCUGGGGAGCUGUCGUGUGUAUUUAUUGGUUCUGAAUGUCAGUCUGGACGUGAAUAUAAACUGUAUUUUCAGAAAUUAAAACAAGUUCAACCCCC